Nothobranchius furzeri (turquoise killifish) is the source of this 4375-nucleotide messenger RNA. The record is from RefSeq and is a predicted model, not a curated record. Lineage: Eukaryota; Metazoa; Chordata; Actinopteri; Cyprinodontiformes; Nothobranchiidae.
ACAUUGUCAACCAGCUCACAGACUCCAUUCAAAAACAGUUGGCUUUAUUCUGUCUGAAGUUGCAAGAGAAGCAUAUUGUUCAGAGAGCAGUACAGUCAGCUGUGAUCAAUGAGUUGGAGUUAAUAUUUAGUCAUUUUCAUCAAACCUAUCAGGCUCUUGUUGCCACUUGUUUAGAGAAUGUAAACAUAGAUGUCAAUAAUCCACAACUUGCUUUGCUCAGAGAGCCAUUUUUGGUUGAACAUUGCUUCAGUGCAGUCAGUAGUGUGUACAGGCUCGACAAGUAUUGUCUUGAAACACUGUCAUUAAUUGAGCCGAAAGAGUAUAUUCUUGGGUGUGAUUCUCGUGGAAAACACACUUUCCAAUAUGUUCCAUUACUUGAUGUGCUUAACCUAGUUCUGAGGAAUAGUGCAUAUCAGAAACAAAUUUUUGAUUGUUCUCAAAAAAAGUGUGAUGCUUUAACCAACUUCAGUGAUGGAAGUAUUUUUCAAGAAUCUCAAUUCUUUAAUUGUGGCCACCCGUGUUUAACUCUUCAGUUAUACAAUGAUGAAUUUGAGAUAGUGAACCCCUUGGGAUCUAAGAGAACCUUGCAUAAAGUUUCAGCUUUUUAUUUUUCUUUGGGAAAUCUGAAACCCCAAUUUAGAUCAGCUUUGAAAAACAUACACCUUCUAAUUCUUGUAAAACAUAGUAUUUUAAAACAGUAUGGUGUAGCAAAAGUUUUAGAACCACUUUUAAGUGAUGUCUUAACAUUACAAUCUGAAGGUGUAAGAGUUUGUUACAAGGAUCAAGAAUAUUUUGUCAGAGGGACCAUUGCAACUGUAUGCGCAGAUAAUUUGUCAGCUCAUGCCCUUGCAGGAUUUUCUUGCUGCUUCAACAGUGGUAGAGUGUGCAGGUAUUGCUUAUGUCAUUACAAGGACAUUGCAGCAAAAACACUUGAGGAGGACUGUGUUCUGCGUACACGUGAAGUUCAUGAAUAUCAUUUGAAAUGUGUUGCAGAUGACUCUACAGCCACUACAGUGUAUGGUGUAAAUGGACCCUGUGCUUUCAGUGUUCUUCCUCAUUUUGAAGUCACAAAGGCAUUUCCUCCUGAUGUUAUGCAUGAUGUUUUAGAGGGGGUUAUACCACUUACACUUAAGCUGGUGAUCAAGACACUACACAAGGACAAAGUUGUGACUGUUGCGGAACUCCGUAAUCUCCUGCAGGACUUUAGCUUUGGACAAAAUGAUAUCAGGAACAAGCCACCUCCUUUUUCAGAAAAAGUUUCUGCCAAUGGACAUAUAAUUGGCAAAGCUGUUGAAAAGUGGACACUGUUUCGCCUGUUGUCUUUUGUAAUCGGAGAUAAGGUUCCCACUACUAAUAAGGACUGGCAAUUGUAUAUGCUUCUGCGUGAGAUAACCGAAAUACUCCUAGCUCCAACAAUUGCAAAAAGCUGGAUUAGCUACUUAGGUUUUUUAGUUGCGCAAUUCAUUGCUACUUUUAAAGACCUGUAUCCUGGUGCUCUCACUCCAAAGGUGCAUUAUCUGUUGCACUAUCCUCGUCUCAUACUGGAAUUUGGACCACCACGGUCCAAUUGGUGUAUGAGAUAUGAGUCAAAACAUUUGUACUUCAAAAAAGUGGCCCAGGUUAUGAAUAAUUUCAAAAACGUGUGUUACUCACUGGCCAAAAGACAUCAACUCAGACAAUGCUGGGAGUGGAACACAUCAACAUCAUUUCUAACAGACACUGUACCUUAUGAAACUACCAAAGUCAGUUCAGAAGAAUUGCCUGAUUCUGUGCUGACCUACUUCAGAAACCUGGGACUAACUGAGGAAGACGAACUCUGGAUGACAAAAGCUGUGACAGUGAACACUACAAGGUAUUGCACUGGGGACUUUUUCAUCAUCGACCUGUUGGAAGGUGAACAAAUACCAUUGUUUGUGCAGGUCUGUAAGAUACUGCAUUUUCGGGCAAACUGGUUUCUGGUGGCAAAAAGCUUUGCAACUGUUGCAUUUUCCAGCCAUCUACAUGCUUUUCAUGUGGAAGAAACUGAUGAUACAGUCAUACUGAAGCCUGGAGAUGAAAUUGACUUCCACCCACUUGACUGUUACCGCUGCGCAGGCAAAGACUAUAUUUCCCUCUUACAUCGUCCAUUCAAAUCGCAUGAUUGAAGAGAAUGAAAUUGAUGGUGCAACACUGCUGGGAUUAUCGGAGCGGAUGUGUGAACGGAUAUUUCCCAAAAUAAAUGACCAGGUGCGCUUUAUGGCCAUCCUCAGUACCCUGAAAGCAAAAGAAAAGAAUAUAUCGCUACUGCAUGAUGAAGAACCAGAUGUACCUGAAAAUCCCACCGCAGGAUGUUUUCAACUUCGGUUCCCUCAGUUCCUUGUCAGAUCUUUGAACAACAAAGACCCAGACCUGAAGUCUCACCAGCGAAACAAAUUGAAGAAUGCACUCAUACAGGCUCUCUAUGAUACACUGAGUGUUCAGACCAUGUAUCCAACACAUACCCAGUAUGUGGAUUUGAUGCGAACGCUUCUCAUGCAGUAUCCAUUUUUGCGUGAGAAAUAUGGAUCAGGAUAUGAUGCCCUGUUGGAGUCCCUGCGCAACAAAUUCAAAAAGGAAAGAAUUCCCCUGAUCAGCAACAGUGAAGUAGCAAAAAUGAGGAAGAAAUUCUCAUUACCAAAUGGUGGAAGGAAGCUAAGAGCAGAGUCAGAGGGCAGUGACCCUUCUGUGAAAAAAAUCAGGGCUACCUUGGAGAUGCACGAUGGAGAAGCUGAUGGAGAAGAUGAGCACAGCAUUCAACACCAUAAAGAAGCAAUGAAAAAAGAAGCUCUGAAACAGACGCCCAACUAUGACCUCAUAAUUAAUGGAAUGGUUAAGACGCAAAAAUACAGGGCAAACUUUAUUCAGGAACACUCGACAGCUGCAGUCCUGGAGGAGUUCCCUUAUCUACGCCAUCCAUUCUUGAUUCUAGAGGAAGUGAAGCUCAUCAGCAAAGUGGACGUGGAGAAACGCAUAGUCACCAACUUUGCCAAGAUGUCCCAAAAAAUUGUUGACAAGGCUCCUAAAAGUGCCCUCAAGGACAAGUGUUUGGCUGGGCUUGAUGCCUCAGAGACAGAGGAGGAAAGAAGAGGUCAGAUUGUCAACACUGCAGUGCUUCUACUACCUUCUGUCUUCAAAGAGGACCCACAGCAGCUAUUUGUCAUUGACAAGGAUCCAGUGUUUCCAACACCAACUGUUGUCCUGACAGGCUGCAGGGACGAAAACCCACUGCAGAGUGAGGCCAUCACUGUGAAGAUGGAUAAUGAAGAGAUACUCCUUGAUGAUGGCAGUGUGGACAUCUCCCUUGCCCUGGCUGUUACUUUUUGUCUUUACCACAUCUUCCAAGUUCAGUAUCCCAAAAACUUGAGAAAGACUGUUUCCUUUCUGGAAACUUUUGUUUUCGAAAUGAAGGGUUCUGUUCCAAUUGCUGUGCAAAGGUUUUAUAAUUCACUGUGAAAAGCAAGCCUGGCACUGUCUGUUAUGGUUUUCCGUUUGUUCUGUCAAUGUGAUUUUGCAAAUGUGUUCAACUCGAGUUGCUCUUUACCGUCACUAUUUUUCCAGCAUUAUAAAAAAAAAAAAUUCAGCACUUUAUAAUACCUUUUUGCCUUGCAUAGGAUUAUAUUAUGUCUGCUUGUUUACACUGUUUGUUCGCAGUGCAUGGCCCAUGAAGUGACUUACAUCACAAGACAUUUAAGAUGGCGCCUGUAAACUUGCGUGACAGAGCUUUCUUGCUUGAGAAGUUACUACUUUCCUGAAGCAAAUAAAUUGGCUGCAUAUUGGAACCUUGCAGUAUGAGUUCUUUUUUUGACUUUCACCUGCUUAAGAUUUUUGGUACAGAUGUGGGUAGGGACUUUCUUUGAGAAUGUCAAUUUUAUACAUUUUUAUGAAAAAAUUAGAUCGUUGUACCUUUUUUAAUGGCACAGUUAAGCGAUUUGCAUUCAAUUGUUUGCUUUGAAGGACAUGUUAUAUGAUCAGUUUUUGUUCUGGUGUUUAAUUUUGUGGAAAUAAUUUUUUCAAGAAAUGUAGAAACAAGAAACUUCCCUUUAUAACCUCUAAAACAAAGUUUUGUCUGGGUGUAAAUGAAAACAUUUGACAGGAAUGAAACAGUGAUUUAAUGUAAUUGGGUCCAAAAUUUCCUUUUUGGUUUAAUUACUGCACUUAAAUUGAUAAUUUCUGAUUAAAACACCCAAAAAAACUUUUUCUGAAGCACCCAAAUGAAUUAGUUCUUCAGAGAACCCCUUGAUAAAUGGUUAUUUAAGGAACCCUAAAAGGUUCUGAUUUUAAGGUUCCACAGAGAAUCUAAUUAUGUUCUUUAAAGAACUUUUUUCGGUUCUCUGAAGCACCCAAUUGAAUUAGUUCU